Molecule: messenger RNA, 6111 nt
Organism: Danio aesculapii
Lineage: Eukaryota; Metazoa; Chordata; Actinopteri; Cypriniformes; Danionidae
Gene: fmnl2a
Product: formin-like 2a
Exons: 20
Coding region: 243-2567 (774 amino acids)
Biological process (GO): cortical actin cytoskeleton organization; cell migration; regulation of cell shape
Cellular component (GO): cytosol
Molecular function (GO): small GTPase binding; actin filament binding
Source: RefSeq, a predicted model, not a curated record
ACAGAGCGGCUUAUUGGGAGUGGUGCGGACAUUGUGCAAUAUGCGAAUAGGGCACGUUAUAUGCGCUCCUGCUGCUUUUUGAAAAGUUAUAAUGCAGCUGUGCGUGGUCGACCACUGCUCCUAAACUCCAUGAAGUGUUCAAGCUCAGAUAAAGUCGGUCAGGCGCAGUGGGAACGGAUAUCGGAAUACACGCAGGACGAACCCGCAGAUUAAAAGUGUGAUUGUAAUUUUUCGGAGGAGAGAUGGGGAACGCGGGGAGUAUGAACCAACACACUGACCCCAGAGGACACCACAUGCCACUCAAACUGCCCAUGCCCGAGCCGGCGGAGCUGGAGGAGAGAUUUGCGCUCGUUCUGAACUCGAUGAACUUGCCUCCAGACAAAGCAAGAUUACUACGGCAGUAUGACAACGAGAAGAAAUGGGAACUCAUUUGUGACCAGGAACGAUUUCAGGUGAAGAACCCACCUCACACAUACAUCCACAAGUUACAGAGUUAUCUGGACCCGGCCGUGACCAGGAAGAAGUUCAGGAGGAGAGUGCAGGAGUCCACACAGGUCCUGCGGGAGCUGGAAAUCUCAUUACGGACCAAUCACAUUGGAUGGGUGCGGGAGUUUCUGAAUGAGGAGAACAAGGGUUUGGAUGUGUUGGUGGAGUAUCUUUCGUUUGCACAGUAUGCUGUCACGUAUGAUGGUGACAGUUCUGAGAACAGCACAGAGAACUCGGUGGAUAAAUCUAAAGCCUGGAGUCGAUCGAUUGAAGAUCUCCAUGGAGGAAACCACCUCUCGUCUGGAGGCUCAGGCAGUAACAUCUCUAGAACCAACAGACAUUCAACAAUAAGGUCUAAUACGUUACCCAGCAGGAGGACAUUGAAGAACUCCAGAUUAGUAUGUAAGAAAGACGACGUUCAUGUGUGCAUUAUGUGUCUACGGGCUAUCAUGAACUACCAGUAUGGCUUCAACAUGGUCAUGUCUCACCCUCAUGCUGUGAAUGAAAUUGCACUAAGUCUGAACAAUAAGAAUCCCAGGACUAAGGCUCUGGUGUUGGAGCUGCUGGCUGCCGUGUGUUUGGUUCGAGGAGGUCAUGAGAUCAUUCUCUCUGCCUUUGAUCAUUUUAAAGAGUGUGUAGCUGUGAAAAUCAAGAAACCCAUCAAGACAAAGUUCCGCAUGCCGGUAUUUAAUUGGGUGGCGCUGAAACCCAAUCAGAUCAACGGCACCGUCUUCAACGAGAUCGACGAUGAAAGAAUACUGGAGGAUCUGAAUGUGGAUGAGUUUGAAGAGAUGUUCAAGACGAAAGCGCAGGGUCCAGCCAUAGACAUCACCUCCAGCAAACAGAAGACCUCUCAGAAAGGACCGCAUAAAAUCUCGCUGCUGGACGCCAACAGAUCGAAAAACCUGGCUAUCACCCUCAGGAAAGUGGGCAAGACAUCAGAGGAAAUCUGCAGAGGCAUUCAAUUGUUUGAUUUGAGGACGUUGCCGGUGGAUUUCGUGGAGUGUUUGAUGAGGUUCAUUCCAACGGAAGCAGAGCUGAAAGUUUUGCGGCAGUACGAGAAGGAGCGCAAGCCUCUGGAAAACCUGACAGACGAGGAUCGCUUCAUGAUCCAGUUCAGCAAGAUAGAGCGCCUCAUGCAGAAGAUGACCAUCAUGGCAUUCGUGGGGAACUUCACAGAGAGCAUUCAGAUGCUCACACCGCAACUUCAUGCCGUCAUUGCAGCCUCUGUCUCUAUCAAGUCCUCACAAAAACUCAAGAAGAUUCUGGAAAUCAUCUUAGCUCUGGGGAACUACAUGAACAGCAGUAAAAGAGGAGCAGUGUAUGGUUUCAAGCUGCAGAGCUUAGACCUGUUAUUAGAUACUAAAUCAACAGACCGCAAGAUCACUCUUCUGCACUAUAUAGCAAAUGUAGUGAAGGACAAAUACCAGCAGGUGUCGCUCUUCUAUAAUGAGCUAAACUAUGUGGAAAAAGCUGCAGCCGUCUCUCUGGAGAAUGUUUUAUUGGAUGUGAAGGAGCUUCAGCGAGGGAUGGAUCUGACCAGGAAAGAGUACAGCAUGCAUGGCCACAACACUCUGCUCAAAGACUUCAUACAGCAAAACGAGAACAAACUCAAGAAACUGCAGGACGAUGCCAAGAUCGCUCAGGAUGCCUUUGAUGAGGUGGUGAAAUUCUUUGGGGAAAAUGCGAAAACGACGCCACCAUCGGUGUUUUUCCCAGUGUUUGUGCGCUUUGUGAAGGCCUACAGGCAAGCGGAGGAGGAUAAUGAACAGAAGAAAAGACACGAGCAGAUGAUGAUGGAAAAGCUGAUUGAGCAGGAGGCAAUGAUGGAGCAAGAGGAUCAGAAGUCUCCCUCUCAUAAGAAUAAGCGUCAGCAGCAGGAGUUGAUUGCAGAGCUGAGGAAAAAGCAGGUGAAGGACAGCAGACACGUUUAUGAGGGUAAAGACGGAGCCAUUGAGGACAUCAUCACAGAUCUGAGAAACCAACCUUACAGGCGCGCUGAUGCCGUCAGGAGGAGUGUCCGGAGACGCUUUGAUGAUCCCAAUUUGCGGCCAGUCAACAACGCAGAGAUGGUCAUGUGACGAGGGCGGAGUGAAUGAAUGUAGUGAAUGGAAUGGAGGAGUUGACAGCUCCAGAACAACGUAAUGAAGGACUGAAGAUGACAGCAGGUCUGAAAGUCAAGUGCCUACUCUUAACAUCUGUCCAAUCAGGUGUUGAAUCAAACGUGUAAUUGUCUCCUGUUUGUAAUUUUUGUUUGUUUUAUACGAAAAGUGUCUUGAUCUGUCUUAUAUCUUAAAUCGUAGAUGGCGAGAUCAGUGUUUCUCUUGAGAUGGUGUCAGAAUGUAAAACUAUUCCAACACUUUAUGCAUCAUGAACCUGUACAAAGCCUCAAACAUUCCAGUGCUUUCGCCGCAUCUGAUCAAUCUGGAUGUGCAUCUUAAGAGUCGCCAUGAAAUGGAAGUUAAGAUUGUCUUGCUACAUCCGCUUAAAACAGUACUGAAAUGAGAGAAGAGUAGGCUGGUGCAUGAUUCCGUUCUUUGGAAACUGAUUGGAUUGUUGAUGGAUGAAAGAUUAACGAAUCAAUGAGUCAGAAAUACUGAUAGCCCCGCCCUAAAGGAAUUCCAUGUGACCAGGAAGUGAAGAACAGUUGUUUCGAGGGGAUGGGAAGGUUAGAGUACUUGAUUAAAGUACAAGAACUACUAUAUACAUAUAAAAAUAGUAGAUUUUGAUUUCAGGGCAACUUCAUGUCAGCUGAAACUGGGUACAUUCUUUUUUGGGAAGAUAAUAUAAUAGAGCAGGGGUCACCAAUCUCGUUCCUGGAGGUCCGGUGCCCUGCAGGGUUUAGCUCCAACUUGCCUUAACACACCUGCCUGGGUGUUUUAAGUAUAUUGUACCUAGUAAGACCUUGAUUAGCUUGUUCAGAUGUGUUUGAUUAGGGUUGGAGCUAAAAUCUGCAGGACACCGGACCUCCAGGAACAAGUUUGGUGAUCCCUGUAAUAGAGCAUAAGAAAGGUUUAGGGAAGUUAAAGCUGUGUUGUAAAACGUUGAUGGCUGGAGAUGCUGCAGGGUGCCACACAACGGCCAAAGAUAAAAACAACAUGGACAUUGUUAAAAGAAGAUGGUUCGAAGUCUAGGAGUGUUAAUAUGUGUCGUAUUAUGAAAGAAUCCAGGCAAGUAGGAGAAAGUUUAAGGAAAGGAUUGAUGUUGCUGAGGAAAAUUUGAAAUUAUGAACCGGAGGCAGUAGAGCUUUAGUAUCUCGCAUUUCUGGAAACAAGUCUAAAUGAAAAUGCUGGAUGCAAAUCUGUACACUACCUGACUAAAGUCUUGUCGUUGAUCCCAGUUGUAAGAGCAACAAAUGGUAACUUGACUUCUAGUUGAUCAUUAGGAAAAUUGGCAGAAGGUAGAUUUAUGUGUUGAACUGCAUCUCAAUCAUCACAAAUACUGCAGAAGACCUAAUGGAACCCGCAUAGAUCCAAGAUUCUCACAAAAAUCAGUCAAGUUUGGUGAAGGAAAAAUCAUGGUUUGGGGUUAUGUUCAGUAUGGGGGCGAGCGAGAGAUCUGCAGAGCGGAUGGCAACAUCAACAGCCUUAGGUAUUAAGACAUUUGUGCUGCCCAUUACAUUACAAACCACAGGAGAGGGCAAAUUCUUCAGCAGGAUAGCGCUCCUCAUACUUCAGCCUCCACAUCAAAGCUCCUGAAAGCAAAGAAGGUCAAAGUGCUCCAGGAUUAGCCAUCCCAGUUACCAGACAUGAACAUCACUGAAUAUGUCUGGGGUAAGAUGAAGGAGGAGGCAUUAAAGAUGAAUCCAAAAAAUCUUUAUGAACUCUGGGAGUCCUGCAAGAAAGCUUUCUUUGAGUCAUUUGAAUCAUUGCAGAGAUGUAUGGAUGCAGUCCUCCAAGCUCAUGGGAGUCAUACACAAUAUUGAUUCUGUUUCCACUGCACCAUGACUUUAUAUUCUAUACUGGACAAGACUUUUAAGCAACAAGACUUUUGUCUAAGCAGAGUCAGACCUUACUGUCCUAAUGAAAUCAUUAAAAAUCAAGACAUGAUCAUAUUUUAUUUUGGUCAAAUAAGCGUAAUCUAGAGCCCUUCGCCUUUCAUAUAAGCCACUUCUGAUGCCAAAUGAUCAACUAAAAGUCAAGUUGUUAUUUGCUGUUCCUAAAACUUGGAUCAGUGACAAGACGUUUGUCAGGUAGUGUAAUUAGGUUCAAACUGUGGGUUUGUUAAAAUCAAUGAAAAUUCUGGAAUCAAACUCUUCAAAAUCACGUUUCUGAACAUUUCUUUGAUUGACUAAAGGCCUUGAUAUCAUACACUGUAAAAAGCAAGAUAAAAAGAGAGUACACUCUAAAAUAUAAAAAUGCUGGGUUGUCUUAACCCAGCAUUGGGUAUGAUAAUGGAAUAGAUAUCGACGAAAACAACAUUGUUUGUGUCCAUUUUUUUUUUUUACCCAACACUGGGUUAUUUUUUUUUCAAUUAAAUUUAAAAGACACUUUCUAAGAGUAACCGUUGGGUUAUUACACUUUUCAACAGCUGGGUUUGUCCAUAUAUGAACCAAAGCUGGGUUACAACAUCCCAGCAUUUUUCUAUUGAUUUUAAAGCAAUCAGUUGACUUAAAGUGAGUAAACCAUUUGCCGCAAAUUAACAAUGUGAAUGAUUAUAAAAGCGUAAUCCUUGUGUAUUGUUCAUAUGGACUACCCUUUCGUUAUGUUUGUGGCUGUUUUGACAAAUGUUACCUCCCCCAAUUGGGAAAACCACCAAAAAUUAAAAAUACAUAAUAAUAUGGUGUCAUGGCUUUGCAAUCAAAAAAAGGAAGUCAAUGGGUUCUAAUGGAAGUCAAUGGGGCAAAAACAGCCCUGAACAUAAUCAAAGGGUAGUCAAUUUGCCCAGAGUGUAUUGUUGAGUUUUUGAAAAAUUUCAAAGCAUCGUCCCAAACUAUGUGUCAAAAUAAGAUGUCACCAAAACUCAUCCCAUUCGCUGAAACACAGGAGAAAGUUAUGGUCAAAUCAAGACUCGAAAUCACUCCAGAGUGGAUGAAAACAUCCCCAACAGCACACAAGGGUUAACAGUCCCAAGUAUCAAUGGGUUUACUCGCUUUUAACUGAUCGCUUUUUACAGUGUAUAAGCAACUUCUGAUGUUGUUUUUCCACUUCGAUGUGAAAGGUUUGAAACCCCAGAGCUGCUACAUACUCUAAGCAAACAUCCAGACAGCGUCCCCUGGAUUUAACGCAGAUAUACAUAUAUGUGAACGUGCUGCGGGCUUACAUCUCAGUAAGAAAAUAACAGCAGUUAAGAUAGAAUCGGAUAAUCGUGAUGGCUUUUACGUAAGCUCUGCUAUUAGGCACUCCAGUCAAGUCUUUGAGUUCAUUUUUUGACUUUGCUCGAAGUAUAUCUCGGGCUUAAAUGAGGUUGUGUCAAGAGAUUAUAGGUGACAGAAAAAGUCUGUAAAAACCAACAACGACAAAAAAAAGGCCAUUGAUACACUGUGAAUGAAUUACAUGACAACGUAAAAGUGCCGUUUUGAAAGCGUGAACUCAAACUUUAUGACUUUGUGAUUAGAUGACUUUGAUAGACUCGCUGCUUUUUCUAAAUCAUUUACAGUUUGCAUUAAAGCCAAUAUUCCACUGA